UCAGAUGAGCUUCAUCUUUGCAGAGGUGCCAACGGCGGUCUUCCUGGAUAACUACCUCUGCGUAGCUGAUCACACCCUCUUCAACGUGAAACAUUGUGGGGCAGACGCCACGGGUACAAUCGAGGGCUUGAAUCGAACCGUCCUUCGGAAGCUUCCUCAGAGCAUCAGUCUGAUCAAGAUGGAGAGUGUGUUAAUGGGGGUGGCCUUCCUCUCCAUGCUAAUGAUCCUGACCCUGUGCGGUCCGGCCUAUCGUCCCACCGAGGAGAUUGACCUCAGGAGCAUCGGAUGGGGAAACAUUUUCCAGCUGCCCUUCAAGCACAUGAGGGACUACCGUCUACGCCACCUCACCCCCUUCUUCAUCUACAGCGGCUUCGAGGUGCUGUUUGCCUGCACUGGCUUUGCCCUG
Hypanus sabinus (Atlantic stingray) is the source of this 406-nucleotide messenger RNA. Its product is annotated as protein unc-93 homolog B1-like. Lineage: Eukaryota; Metazoa; Chordata; Chondrichthyes; Myliobatiformes; Dasyatidae. Gene Ontology annotation, cellular component: endosome; lysosome. The annotation marks the transcript as partial. The record is from RefSeq and is a predicted model, not a curated record. Gene Ontology annotation, molecular function: Toll-like receptor binding. Gene Ontology annotation, biological process: intracellular protein transport; toll-like receptor signaling pathway; toll-like receptor 7 signaling pathway. The transcript has 3 exons.